Messenger RNA from Lethenteron reissneri (Far Eastern brook lamprey), 3301 nucleotides. RefSeq names its product target of Myb1 membrane trafficking protein-like. Gene Ontology annotation, molecular function: ubiquitin binding; clathrin binding; phosphatidylinositol binding. The record is from RefSeq and is a predicted model, not a curated record. Gene Ontology annotation, cellular component: endosome; membrane. Gene Ontology annotation, biological process: signal transduction. Lineage: Eukaryota; Metazoa; Chordata; Hyperoartia; Petromyzontiformes; Petromyzontidae.
UAGUCGGCAGCUUCGCCAUCAGGUCCAGCGGCAGAGUCCACAUUAAUAUCAGCAAGCUCAUCGUCAACAGCGACAUCAGCAACAUCAACAGCAGCAGCAGCAGCAUCUACAUCAACGGUGGCACCAACACGAGCGGCAUGUCUUUCAUGGAGGUGCUGAUGCCUCGACCACUGAACACGCCUCUCGGACGCCUGAUAGAGCAGGCAACAGAUGGCGGGCUCUUACGCGAAGACUGGAGCAUGAUCCUGGAGAUCUGUGACAUCGUCAACGAGACGGAGGAUGGCCCCAGGGAUGCUCUGCGGGCUCUCAAGAGACGUCUGGGUGGCGGUGCCAACAAGAAUACCCGGGAGGUCAUGCUCGCGCUCACGGUGCUGGAGAGCUGCAUGAAGAACUGCGGGCACCGAUUCCACGUUCUGGCGGCGAGCCGCGACUUCGUGGAGGGCUCUUUAGUGCGGCUCAUCCUGCCCAGGAGCUGCCCAACACCAGCGCUGCGAGCCCGUGUGCUACGUCUCCUGCAGGCAUGGGCAGACGCCUUCCGCAGCUCAGCUGACCUGACAGGGGUGGCCCAGGUGUACGAGGCACUGAAGAGGAAAGGCGUGGAGUUCCCUCCUCCCAUCGCACAGGAGACAGAAACCCCAAGCUGGGACGAGACGCUGAGCCAGCCGUGUGGCCCCAGGCCCGACCUCCCAGUGUCGUGGGGCAGCACGGCCGUGCCCAGCGACGGCCUUCAGCCACCGGUGGACGAGACCCGCGCAAUUGGGGUGAUGCGGGGCCGCCCGCUGAUCGUGGCGGCUCAGCGGGCGGCACGCGACCUCAUGGCGGCUCUUCGCAGCACGCAGCCCGGAGUCCCGCUAGCUCCUUCCGGCUGGGAGCACCUGCAGGUGGAUGCCCUGGCCGCCAGGUGUGGGACAUUCCGACGCCGGGUGCACGAGCUGGUGUCGGAGGGCGUGGAGCAGCAGGAGACGGAGCAGCUGCUGGCACUGAACGACGAACUCAACCGCGCGUUGCUGCAGCACGAGAGAUACUGCCAGGCACACGUGGGCACCGGGGAGCACUCGUCUGGCACAGCACCGGCAAGUCUUGGUGAAUCGGAGCUAUCGGUGGCCACAGACGAUGGCAACGUUUGUUCAGAUGAUCUGGCACACAGUCGCGUCACAGAGGACCUACGCAUGAGAGUGUAUGCAGAGCGUCUGGAGGCUGUGACUGAAGCGUGGCUUCUUCCUGUGCACUUGGAACCCAUAGACAUCUGGCUAGCCAGCCAGAACAUGAUUCCUUUGGCACAACCCUCUUUUAUGGACGACAUUGAAAAGUGGCUGAACUCCGAUGUGAAAGGAGAUGUCGAAGAUGAAGGUGAUACGACUGAGGAGUUUGAGCGGUUCCUGGGGCGGCGUGCGCGAGCCGUGAAGAGCGACAGGCCCUCAGGACCCUCCACGCUGCCCAUCGGAGAUGCCAGGACUCGGCAGCCCCCCAGCCAUGACACAAAGUGACACGACAGCCCGGUGCCCCCCAGUGGCGUAGCUAUCGAGUGUGCAGGCGGUGUACCUGCAUCCCCGGGGCAGAUGGGCCCAGUUUUCGAGCCCUGGACAGGAGGAAAAUAGGACAGGGGGCCCCUUUUAUUUCUUACGCCAGGGCCAAAUGUUAACCUCACUACGCCACUGGUGCCACCGCCCACUCUUUUAAAUGCAAGAAUGUGUUUGUUCUCGGCAUGCAAUGAUUCACUGCAUGAGCAAUUUCGUUGAAUUGUCAUGAAUCAGGAUAUUUUGUGUUUUUUCUUGUUCUUCCCAUCCCAUGUGUCGUCUUCUUAAAAUCCUUUAUAUUAAGUUCACUUGCUUGCUUGCGCGCUUACGACCGUGCAAAUCUUUCGGUCGUUUUUUUAACCCACUUCCCGUGAUCCAAUCGAGCUGACAUUUUGCACACAGACUCGUUGUGCGUGACAAUUUAUUUUCGUGAAAAAUUUUUAGCAAAAUUUUACACUUUUUAGGAAAAAAUUAAUUAUAUUUAAUUACCAAUUGCUUAAUGGUGGCAGGCAAUCAUCUGACCCAUAGGUGGCAGCCAUCUCAAGCCAGAGGACGAGAGGACUCUAGCCGCCACACAUAUAAAGGAUUUAUAGUGAAAAACUUUAUUUUUACGGGUUAAUUUUUUUCUGUCCUGUUUGUACAGUUUUUCUUGCCCUUUGCCUAGAUUUAACUUGAACAAAUACUUCCAUAUAUUUUGUCAUCUCUUAUACGGACAAUUUGAUGCAUAUUAUCAUGAGCAUAACAAUUAUAUUAAUCAAUGAAGCAAUGUAUCGUCACAUGCCUAGUUAGUGCAUUGUGAGUUUUAAAACUACAUGCUCAUCGUUUCUUCUUUGUCUAUAUUGGGUUCUAUUUUGUGAGUAUUAAAGCACUUGUUUUAAUAUACAUACGAUGUAUAAACAAGAUUAUCUGCAGCUGGACAGCAUUUGUGCUGUGCCAAAUGCAGCCUCCAGAUAUUAUCAUACCCAGGAGCACACUCAGGUUUUAUAGAUGUUAACUUUGGCAGAAAUUCUGGCCGAUAGCCUUUAUAGUACCCCAACUGGUUAAUUAUUGCAGCGUGUAGGCAACAGCCACGACAAUUACAGUCAAGUGCUCUCUUACCAAUGUUUUAAUCUCUUUUACUGUCGACUCAUUUUGAACCAAAAUAUUUCUUUCAAACAUUUUUCAAAAUGUUUAGAAAGCGCAAUGGUUCUCUUUGCAAAUGUGGAUGCGGUAUCGAAUCGUCUUAAGAAUCAACCCUGCCUACCAAAUACAUCGGUAGGGUUGGCGAGUUCGCAAUGUAACCUCAAUCAAUGAAGGAUCGGGCCGUGCAUCAUUUAGUUUUGCGCCGAGAAGCUCACAAGCGAUGGGCCCUCUCCUGGCAUUUGUUUGACGAGUGUAGCCCCAAGGAUUCCAGCGAGUGAUGCCACUGGUUCAAAGUGCUGAACUGAACCGUCACUGCCAGAUUCUGGGAGAGUAUUCUGGGGUUUGAAAGAAGAGAGAGCUCCCAUGAGGAAUUUCUCAUUGGGGGAAUUUAAUUUCUGUGACACCAGAGGUGGUAGCUAGUAGCAGGGUGCAAUUUUGGGCUGCCUUGCACGUAUUGUGAACUGUGCCGUUUGCUUGUAUCGACGACACGGGGUCAUAACAAGGUUCUGUUGAUUACAUAGCUCAUAGCUGCAAAUAGCAGAGUGGUGUAAUAUUGUCCUUGAAUGUUUGACGUUCAUGCAAUAAGCUCAUAAAAACAAGUCUAUAACUGUAUUCUGUGUUGGUUUUCAAACAAAUAAAUUAAAAUUGUAUAUACAUGCAAA